This is a messenger RNA of Megalobrama amblycephala (Wuchang bream), 1678 nucleotides long. It is a transcript of the gene iah1, whose product is annotated as isoamyl acetate hydrolyzing esterase 1 (putative). Bases 105 to 821 code for a protein of 238 amino acids. Gene Ontology annotation, molecular function: hydrolase activity, acting on ester bonds. The transcript has 6 exons. The record is from RefSeq and is a predicted model, not a curated record. NCBI's taxonomy places the organism in Eukaryota, Metazoa, Chordata, Actinopteri, Cypriniformes, Xenocyprididae.
ACUCCGAAUCAUUUACGAACGAAGCACCACGUACCACGGCUUAGCUGCUUCCUCGCAGACUUGAGCUGUGAAUUUAAAAGUCGUUAGUUGUUGUUGUUGUUACUAUGUCGACACUGAAGAGAGUUGUAUGGCCCCAAAUCAUUCUCUUCGGCGACUCAAUAACACAGUUUGCCUUUCAAGCGAACGGAUGGGGAUCUGAAAUCUCUAAUAAACUCGCGAGAAAAUGCGACGUUGUAAACAGGGGCUUGUCGGGAUACAACACAAGGUGGGCUAAGAUUGUGCUUCCUCGCAUUGUGCCCAUUUCUGAUGCUCCCAUAGCGGCUGUGACUGUUUUCUUUGGCGCUAAUGAUUGUGCUUUGGAAGACAAGAACCCCGCGCAUCACGUGCCUCUCCAAGAGUUCUCAGAAAAUCUGAAGGACAUUGUCAGAUAUCUGGUGUCUAUAGGAGUGUCCAAUGACAAGAUCAUCUUCAUCACACCACCACCACUUCAAGAAGCCGCCUGGGAGAAAGAGUGCUUGCUGAAAGGUUCAGCUUUGAAUCGGUCGAACUCUGUGGCUGGUCAGUAUGCGCAGGCCUGUGUCCAGGCUGCAGGACAGUCUGGUGUGGAUGUUCUGGACCUCUGGACACUCAUGCAAAAAGAUGGACAGGAUUUCUCAGUGUAUCUUUCGGACGGACUGCAUCUUUCUGAUAAAGGCAACCAGUUUGUGGAAGAGCAUUUAUGGACACUUCUUGAGCGGCGAGUGACUGAUUUGCCCUUCAUUCUGCCUUACUGGGGGGAUGUGGACCCAAAAUGCCCUGAGAGCAGCCUACUGUGCGAUUAAAACGCAGGUCACAAGAUGGACAGCGGAUAAAAAACCAUUCAGUUCCUGUGGUUUAAAUGUGAACAUUUUUAGAUACACUUAACAGCGGUGGAAGGACCAGCCGCCAGUCCUAUUUGAAGUGUUUUGAGUCACUCAAGCAAGUUAAAUGAUAGAUGCCAAGGAUUAUGUUUGAUGUUCUGCCAAAAAAUUCAGAUUAAAGUAUUGGCGAGGUCAAUUGAUUUACUGGGGCGCUAACAUUCACACACAAAGCUUCUAGUAGGGACAAUAACUGCUUUCAUAUCUAUAUCUCCUAGCAAAAUCAAAUGCAUUUUCAUGCAUUUUUUUUUUUUUUUCCAGUGUAGGUCCAUAAAAUAAUUAGAAACACUUCAGUGUGGAGGCAGUUUAUUCAUGUGGGUUCAUAUCCCAAGAAUAUGUUAAAUAAAUGUAACAACCAAGCAUAAGAAACACAUUGAAUAAUAGCAGAUUGACAUCAAAUACAGCUUUCAACUUCCAAGUGUGAGGUUUUAAUUCUGAUUCGAUAUACAGGAAUAUAACAAACAAUACAAAAUAUAUAUUUAGUCCAUAGACUUAUGGCACAUGAAAAUGUUAAAACUCAACUUUAAUAAUCAUAGAUAUUUCACAGUGGGGGCAUAAUAGUCCUUUCUAAAGUAUCGAUUGAUUUUGGUCACAUCUAUACAAAUGUUUUAGUGGCAACAAGAGAAAAUCUAUGAAAUAUGCACAUCCCUCGGCUCUGUAAUCAGUAUUUCACAUAAUUAUACUGCUAUAUUAAAAUGACACAAGAUGCUAUAGAGUGUAUAGAAGCACAUAUAAACUGAACAAGCCUUAAAAUGCAAAAAUAUAUGAAAUAUAUUGUUUAA